GGUUUAAUUUUCUCGACAAACCGAAGGAAAACAGAGGUGCACAACGAUUCUGCCGGUAACUUUGGAGAUAUUUUUUGGGCAAAAGGGUUCAUUUUUUGGUUUUAUCUUCGUCUCGAUCGAUCUAUGACGUACAGCAAUGGCGUCGAUGGUACGGUGCCUGAGCUGAAAUUGAGAGUCGAAGAUUCCGAAAAUGGUGAUUAUGUGAAAUUGAGAGGAAGAUCGGAUGAAGAAGAAGAAGGAUCAUCGGCGGAAUCAUCGGGAUGUUCGAUAGGAUCGGUUACUUCUGUCUGGUUCUGGGUGAAAUUGAUCUCCUUGGUCGUUUGUUUGGUUUCAUUGGCAUUUGUAGUCAUCAAAUGGAUUGGUCCGUUUUUGAUCGAAAAGGAGCUGAUUCCAUUUAUAAAUUGGGUGAGAAGCACAUUUAGUAUCCCGGUUCUCGGUCUUCUACUCUUUGCCUCAGUGGCUUUGUUUCCAAGCAUUCUUCUUCCUUCUUCUCCUUCCAUGUGGAUGGCUGGUCUUACAUUUGGUUAUGGAAAAGGGUUUUUAUUGAUUUUAUCAGCUGCAUCGAUCGGUGUUACUCUUCCUUUCUUAAUCGGACAUCUCUUCCUCCACAAGAUGCAAGAAUGGUUGAAGAAAUACCCGAAGAAAGCAGCCAUACUUAGAGCUGCUGGUGAAGGAACCUGGUUUCAUCAGUUUCAAGCUGUCACACUAAUCCGUGUCUCUCCAUUCCCUUACAUCAUAUACAACUACUGCGCAUUAGCCACUGGAGUUCAUUACGGUCCUUACAUCUUAGGCUCUCUUGUUGGAAUGGUUCCUGAGAUCUUUGUCUCAAUUUACACGGGAAUAAUGCUGAGGACACUAGCAGUUGCAUCAGACACGAGACACACACUUUCGGUUGUGGAGAUAGUCGUGAAUGUUCUUGGCUUCUGUGUAACUGCGAGCGCGACUAUAGUCUGCACAAUCUAUGCGAAGAAGAAGCUUAGUGCGAUGCAAUCAGAGGACACAUUCAAUGAGCGAGACAUUUUGCUUCAGUUCAAAGACAGUAUCAGUGAUGAUCCGUACAACAGUUUGGCUUCUUGGGUCUCCGACGGUGACCUCUGCAAUAGCUUCAAUGGAGUCACUUGUAACCCACAAGGUUUCGUGGACAAAAUCGUUCUUUGGAAUACAAGUCUCGCCGGAACCCUAGCUCCGGGAUUGUCAAAUCUAAAGUUUGUUCGAGUUCUGACCUUGUUUGGCAACAGGUUUACAGGUAAUUUACCGUUGGAUUACUCAAAGUUGCAAACUUUGUGGACAAUUAAUGUUAGUUCCAAUGCGUUGUCUGGUCCAAUCCCGGAGUUUAUUGGAGAAUUAUCUAGCUUAAGGUUUUUAGACUUGUCUAAAAAUGGUUUCACCGGAGAGAUUCCGGUUUCUCUGUUUAAGUUCUGUGACAAGACCAAAUUUGUUUCACUGUCUCAUAACAAUCUCUCUGGAUCAAUCCCUGCUGCAAUUGUAAACUGUAACAGCCUCGUAGGAUUUGAUUUCUCUUACAAUAAUCUGAAGGGAGUGUUACCGCCUAGGAUUUGUGACAUUCCGGUGCUUGAGUAUAUCUUAGUGAGAAACAAUUUGUUGUCUGGUGAUGUCUCUGAGGAGAUAAAGAAAUGUCAGAGGUUGAUUCUUGUCGAUUUCGGAAGCAAUUUGUUUCAUGGAUUAGCGCCUUUUGAGGUUCUUACGUUCAAGAACAUAACUUAUUUCAAUGUCUCUUGGAACCGGUUUGGUGGGGAGAUUGGAGAGAUAGUUGAUUGCAGUGAAAGUUUGGAGUUUUUGGAUGCUUCGUCGAAUGAGUUAACUGGUAGGAUCCCAAAUGGUGUUGUGGGUUGCAAAAGUCUCAAGCUUUUGGAUUUUGAGUCUAACAAGCUGAAUGGUAGUAUCCCUGGAGGUAUCGAGAAGAUGGAGACGCUCUCGGUGAUCAGAUUAGGCAAUAAUUCUAUAGAUGGGGAGAUACCAAGAGAGAUUGGAAGUUUGGAGUUUCUACAAGUUUUGAAUCUGCAUAACCUAAAUCUCAUUGGUGAAGUUCCCGAGGAUAUAUCCAAUUGCAGAGUACUUCUUGAACUAGAUGUUUCAGGUAAUAAUUUAGAAGGAGAGGUCCCUAGGAAGCUAUUAAACUUAACAAACUUAGAGAUUCUUGAUCUGCAUCGAAACCGUCUCAAUGGAAGUAUUCCACCUGAACUUGGAAACCUCUCCAGAAUCCAGUUUCUUGAUCUUUCACAGAAUUCACUUUCAGGUUCAAUCCCGUCUUCCCUUGAGAAUUUGAAUGCACUAACACAUUUCAAUGUCUCCUACAACAAUCUCUCCGGUAUUAUCCCUCCUGUUCCAGUGAUACAAGCUUUCGGAUCUUCUGCGUUUUCAAACAACCCUUUCCUUUGCGGUGAUCCUCUUGUAACUCCCUGCAAUUCUCGUGGGGCUGCAGCAAAAUCCAGAAAUUCUAAUGCUCUAAGCAUUUCGGUUAUCAUUGUUAUUAUUGCGGCUGCUAUUAUCCUCUUUGGUGUCUGUAUAGUGCUUGCUUUGAACCUAAGAGCUCGUAAAAGGAGAAAAGAUGAAGAAAUACUUACAGUCGAAACCACUCCUCUGGCGUCUUCAAUUGACUCUAGCGGUGUUAUAAUCGGAAAGCUUGUUCUUUUCAGCAAGAAUUUGCCGUCAAAAUAUGAAGAUUGGGAGGCGGGUACAAAAGCUUUACUCGACAAAGAAAAUAUAAUUGGCAUGGGGUCGAUUGGAUCAGUCUAUAGAGCAUCUUUCGAAGGAGGGGUUUCCAUUGCAGUGAAGAAGCUUGAGACUUUGGGAAGAAUCAGAAACCAAGAAGAGUUUGAGCAAGAAAUCGGACGGCUUGGAGGUUUGCAACAUCCGAAUCUGUCUUCUUUCCAAGGUUACUACUUUUCCUCAACAAUGCAGUUGAUUUUCUCUGAAUUUGUCCCUAACGGUAGCCUCUACGAUAAUCUACACCUAAGAAUUUUCCCCGGAACCAGCUCAAGCCAUGGGAAUACCGAUUUGAAUUGGCACAGAAGAUUUCAGAUUGCUUUAGGAACCGCGAAAGCGCUCUCUUUCCUACACAAUGACUGUAAACCUGCGAUUCUUCAUCUCAAUGUUAAGUCCACCAACAUUCUUCUAGAUGAAAGAUAUGAGGCAAAGCUAUCAGAUUAUGGGUUAGAAAAGUUUCUUCCGGUUAUGGACAGCUUCGGUUUGACCAAAAAGUUCCACAACGCGGUUGGGUACAUUGCUCCAGAGCUAGCUCAGCAGAGUUUGAGAGCGAGUGAGAAAUGCGAUGUGUAUAGUUACGGUGUAGUUCUUCUUGAGCUGGUUACAGGUAGAAAACCGGUGGAGUCUCCAUCGGAAAACCAAGUCUUGAUCUUGAGAGAUUAUGUGAGGGAUUUGUUGGAAACUGGUUCGGCUUCUGAUUGUUUUGACAGAAGGUUGAGAGAGUUUGAAGAGAACGAGCUGAUUCAAGUCAUGAAGUUAGGACUCCUUUGUACGUCGGAGAAUCCACUGAAGAGACCGAGUAUGGCUGAGGUUGUGCAGGUUCUUGAAUCAAUCAGAAAUGGAUUUGGAUCAUGAGAAAGCUUUUUCAUUUUGGAGUAAAGAUUGCAUAGAUAU
Arabidopsis arenosa is the source of this 3621-nucleotide messenger RNA. NCBI's taxonomy places the organism in Eukaryota, Viridiplantae, Streptophyta, Magnoliopsida, Brassicales, Brassicaceae. The record is from the annotation of a GenBank genome assembly.